This is a messenger RNA of Dictyostelium purpureum, 2523 nucleotides long. RefSeq lists its product as uncharacterized. The coding region runs from base 1 to 2523 and encodes 840 amino acids. Lineage: Eukaryota; Evosea; Eumycetozoa; Dictyosteliales; Dictyosteliaceae. The transcript has 2 exons. Gene Ontology annotation, molecular function: ubiquitin-protein transferase inhibitor activity. Gene Ontology annotation, cellular component: cytoplasm. The record is from RefSeq and is a predicted model, not a curated record.
AUGGAAUUUUUAGAAGAAAAGUUUGAAAAAGAAAUUAAUAAUAAAAGCAAUAAUGAAUAUUUAAAUGAAAUUAUUAAAUUAAUUUCGGGUGCAGUCAGUAAUGAAGAUAAAAAUAGCAACAUUGUGCAAUUAAAAGAAUUCAGUGAAAAGAGGGAGUCUGAAGAAUUUUUUAAAAAGUUAUUUGAAAUGAUAACUUUGGAAAAUGGGGAAUUAAAUGAAACAUACAACGAGAUAUCAUGGGAAUUGGUCCACUCAUUAGUGCAAUCUUUAAAUCAUUAUUCAAGUGAUUGGGACAUUAAAAACCACACAAAUAUAAAUUCAACAUGUAGAAAUAUCCUAAAUAUCAUUGAUUGGAUAUCAAGUAAUUCAAGUGCCAGAGAAUUUUUAUUAAUUAUUCAAGAAUUCGAUGGUUCAUCAUUUAUAACAUUAACGACAUUCACAAAAAUAUCAAUGAUCAUAUUCACAAAGAAUGCAUUAAAAAGAAUUCCAACAGAGAAGAGAUUCAACUUUUUAAAAUCAAUUUUACCACCCUUUUUAAGACUUUUAAUUGAAGAUAAAAAAGAAGUUGAUGAAAACAAUAGCACCCCACAUGAACAUCGCCAAGGUGAGUUUGGUGAAGAUGAUCAAGAUGAAGAGGAAGAUGAUCAAGAUGAAGAGGAAGAUGAUAGUGAUGAUGAUGAUGGUGAUGAUGCUGAAUCAUCAAAGAGCAACAAUCAUAAUAAAAUAAAAAAGAAAAAAAAAUCAAUUAAAAUUUUAGGUCCAGAUUUAGAACAAGAAUUACAACAACAAAAUACUGAAAACGAUUUAAAGUGGCAGUAUCCUUUGUCAUGUAUCUUAGAUUUCGUCUAUACAUUCUCGUUGGAUCUUAAGGCUCAAGAUGUUUCAAAUGAUGAUCCAAACUCUGGAAUUACAACACCAAGAGCCAUAAACAGAGAGAGCAAACAAGAGAAACCAAACACUCCAAUUGCCCAACAACAGCAUUUAUUCCUCAAUUUCCUCGUUACAAUCCUCUCUUUAGAAUCAACUUUAAAUCCACCCCAAUCACUUCUUUGCAACGGUGUUCCAUUACUAGGUGUUAUUGGUGAAUGUCUCUCAUUGAUAGGUGCAUCAACAACUUAUAUUUUAGGUACUGACCAAAGAUUCAGAUUAAAAAAUAGAGAAAUUGAACUAGAGGAUAUGUAUUUAGAUGAGGGUUUGGAUGAAGAUGAUUUCCAAAAUGACAUUGACUUAAAUUUAAAUGACCCAAACAUUUCAAAAAAAAACAAAAAAAAAAACAGCAAAAACAAUGGUAAUGACGAUGAAGAACAAUUUAAUGAUUCAGAUUUUUAUUCAAGUGAUGAAGAGGAUAGUGACAGCGAAAACAACAACGAUGAUGAUGAAAAGGGUAUUGAAAUUGAUGAGGAAGAUGAAUACAGUUCAAUUGAAAAGCUAUUUGACUUGGAUUUGCCAUAUGCUGGUAUUGGUCAUUUACUUUAUUUACUUGUAUUAAAACCAACAGAGCAAUAUAGAUUACCAUCACUUCAAUCACCACAAUCAAUUUUAAUGGACAAUCUACCAUAUUUAAUCAAUUUACUACAACAUAAAUCAUACAAGAUCGGUUUUAAAACUAUUCAAAUCAUUUCAUUCCUUCAAAAGAGAAUUAAAGAGGGUACUAUCAAAGUUCACGAAGAGUUUUUAAAGAAUCCAUAUAUUGAAGAUUCCAUUCAAGACCUCUUAUCAAAGGCAUUAUCAUCAAAUAAAGGUGAAAUUGAUCACAAGCAAAUCCAGGAAGCUUUUUCACAAGAUAAGGAAAAGAAGCAUAGAAAUCGUUGGAUCAAUGAUCAAACCACAUCAUCUAUUGAAAAACCAUAUCAUUUCUUACAGUUAAUAGAAUGCAUUAUCAAUUUCCUUGUCAAAUGUCCAGUGCAACAAAUGCGUAGCUUUAGCUACAAAGUAUUGGUAUUGUUAAUGAACACUCUAACACCCUCCACUAGAUUCUAUCUAUUAGCCAAUCUCAUUAGCACCUGUAUCUUCCCAUCAUUCACUGGUCUUUUAAUCCAUGUAUUCAAAGAAGAAAUCAACAAGGCUUGGUUAUCAACUGAUGUCGACUCUCGUGUAUAUUUCGUAUCACCCAAAAUAUUAGAGGUUGUAACUAUACCAAUCCAGACAGGUGGCAAUCUAAUGGAAAGAAUGGAUUCAAUUAUGAAUGGUUUGAACAUGUACAGAUAUCUAUUGUUAAGAGAUAAAGAUUCAAACCAUACCGGCAUAUGGAGUAAAAGUAAAAUUCAAGGUUCUCGUGAAUCCUGUUUUUACCCAUUAAGAAGAGAUCUCUUGGAAGUCCAAUCUCAAUUCAAAGCCUCCGCUGAAGGUGAUGAAAAGGCAAUGGAAAAAGUUUUAAAAGGUGUUUCUAAAAUGGGUGUAAAAGAUUUAUCAAAAGACGAAAUUAAAAAUGCUUGUACUUUGGUCACUUUUCAUAUUGAUAUGGCAAUCGAUGUUAUAAAUAGAAUUUUAGAACUUCAAGAUGAACUAUUAAAUAAAGAAUAA